Molecule: messenger RNA, 1344 nt
Organism: Talaromyces amestolkiae
Lineage: Eukaryota; Fungi; Ascomycota; Eurotiomycetes; Eurotiales; Trichocomaceae
Exons: 2
Coding region: 1-1344 (447 amino acids)
Source: RefSeq, a predicted model, not a curated record
AUGGCCGAAUUGAGCUCCCGAGAGAACCUCCAUGCGCCUUCGGAGUUCCCCAACUUCCACAAUGGCGACGUUAUGGUCGUCAUUCCUCCUACCGAGAUCUACCAAUUACACUCCGACGUCCUCCGGCGUUGCGCACCCCAUCAUUUUGGCCAAUUGGUGGCACCGGCCAAUGCCGCCAAUCUAAUCAAAGCCGCUGUAAACAGUGGCCGCUUUACCCGCUACAAACUGGUUCUGAGGCCCUCCGAGCGCCAUCAGACUGGAGCCUUCCGCCGAGAGGAAGUCGAUAAAUAUGGCCGGACGACGGGCGACACAGACUGUCAUUCCAUGCUCGAAAACGUCUACAACGCCAAAUUGCCAGCAUAUGCACCCGAGGCAUGGAAAAACUUGUUUCGCGCAUUCUACAACCUGGAUCCCGACCUUAGCGGAUCAUCUCUCCAGACCGUGCUUGAGAAAGCCGUGCAUCUGAUGGAUGCUGCAGAAAGUGUGGGCGCCGCUGCAGCAGUACGUGCUCACAUCGACAAUUCGUUGAUGCGCCAUGGGCAGCUACUUUACCGCGCAAUACUGGCACUGCCGAUUCUUUGGGGCAAUCUAGCUAUCAGGGUUCGGUCUCCUGCUAUCUUCAAGGAUGCAGUCAUACACGUUGUGGGAAAAUGGAACUCCCUUACAAACGCUGAAAAACGGAACAUGAACCCGCAUUUCCGGGCCAUUUGCGAGCAGAAAGCCGCAGAGCUCUACAAGAUCAAGGGAGCAGUUGAGAUACGGAUCCUCGGACAUCAUCCACAGGUACUUUGGCGAAACGUCGGAUCAGCUUCUGCUACCUCGCGAGCCAAUUAUGCGAAUGACGUUUACAUGUGGAUGGCACUCAACAUCCACCGCCAAUGGUUCUUCCAGGUGACCGGCAUGGAACGUCGAGGUCGAGAUGGACCUGACGGAGGCGCGGAGCUAUAUCAUGCAAUUCACGAAGGAGGAACAACAUACCUCGUUGCGCAAGACUACGCCUGUUUCCACAAUACCUGCCCCAUGUCCAAAAAGGCACGGACAAUACUGUACGACAAGGUUCGCCAGAUGAAGUUUGAAGUGCGCAAAUACGCCAAAUGCUUGACUGUGAACCGAACACUGCUGGAUCUUAAGGAUGGCCUGCAGGUGAACCAUUUACUUUGUACUCAAGUGAUGGAUCAUGAUCUCCCAUGGAACAGGACAGAUCUUGCGAGGCUUGAGCCCUCAUAUCUGAAAGAUGAUGGGGACGAAAUGGUGGUAGUGGAAGGGGGAAUUCCGUCGGAUGUUUCUGACAUCUCAGUCUAUGGGACUGAAAUCCAUCGACCGGAUGGUCAGGUGGAUGUGUGA